Messenger RNA from Myzus persicae (green peach aphid), 2853 nucleotides. Its product is annotated as glucose dehydrogenase [FAD, quinone]-like. The transcript has 4 exons. Gene Ontology annotation, molecular function: flavin adenine dinucleotide binding; oxidoreductase activity, acting on CH-OH group of donors. The record is from RefSeq and is a predicted model, not a curated record. NCBI's taxonomy places the organism in Eukaryota, Metazoa, Arthropoda, Insecta, Hemiptera, Aphididae. The coding region runs from base 354 to 2477 and encodes 707 amino acids.
UGUAUAUUGCUUGUCUAAAGUUAAGCAAAUUGUGUAAUUGCCGAGCUAUAAUAGUACAUACUUAAAGCUCAAAUUAAAAAAAAAAAAAACACAUACGUUAUCAUUGCGUGCCAGCACAAUAAUAAUAUUAUAUGAGUGGGUAUUGCGAAAAAACCACUAUAACAACCACUGGAUCGAGUGGUAAAAACAUUUUGUUUACAGGUGUAAUAUAAUUAUUAUUUUAAUUUUUGUCACACGGCCGGAGGUGACGCGAAGUAGGUACAGACCUUAAAAAAAAAAAUAAUAAUAAUAAUAACAUAAUACCGCCGCGUCGUUCCGGUAGGCAUACACUUUUUUCGACGGUCAUUGCGACAAUGUCAUUAUCGGUUCGUCGGUCGUCUGCCAUAGCCGAAUCGCGAAUAAUUCCGUUCGUCAUCGCCGUCCGAAUUUCGCGAGUGUGUACGUGUGCUCGUGUCCUGAUUCCUGUGCGGGUCGCGGGACACUCGCGACUGUCGGCGUGCUCGCCACCGGCAGUGUCCAUUUAUCGGUCGCCGGCGUCGCGCAUGGCGCCCAACCCGUUCACGGCCAGGCUGGCCGCCCGCAUCGCCAUGUCGUACGGGCCCAGCGUCAGCUACAUAAUGCUCAUCCGCGUGGCCAUCCUGUUCUUCCGGCCCGACAUCGAGGACGCCGAUCACCGGCUGACGGACCGCCGGAUCGCCGAGAUCAGGGAUAAGUACGACUUCGUAGUGAUCGGCGGUGGUUCCGCUGGUUCCGUUAUGGCCAAUCGUCUGUCCGAGAACGCCAACUGGACGGUUCUAUUAAUAGAGGCCGGAAUCGACGAACCAGCAUUGUCAGAUAUACCAUUGCUGUAUCCUUCCCUGCAGCGUACGUCUGUUGAUUGGCAGUACAAAACACAACCCAGUGAUUCGUCUUGCUUGGGCUUCAACGGGAACCAAUCUAGCUGGCCCCGAGGCAAAGUCAUCGGGGGCAGCAGUGUCCUUAACGCCAUGUUCUAUGUCAGGGGCAACAGGAAGGAUUACGAUGCGUGGCAAGACGCCGGCAAUGAGGGCUGGGGUUACGAGGACGUGUUGCCGUACUUCAUCAAGUCCCAGGACAUGAGGAUACCGAACCUCGUGAAUUCGAAGUAUCAUGGCACAGGAGGAUACCUGAGUGUGGAGCAUUUCCGGUCGCACUCACCGAUCGUGCACAGUUUUUUGGAGGCCACCAAGGAAUUCGGUUACGACGAAGUUGAUAUAAAUGGCCAGAGUCAGACAGGAUUUACGCGAUCUCAAGGAACUCUAAGAGAUGGGUUGAGGUGCAGUACAGCCAAAGCGUUUUUGAGGCCAAUUAAAGACCGUCCAAACCUUCACAUCAGCUUGCACACGCAUGUUUUAAAAAUCGUGAUCGAAAAUGACCGGGCCACGGGCGUGUUGAUAUCUAAACUGGGGACCAUACCGACGCUGGUGAGAGCCGAGAAAGAAGUGGUGCUCUCGGCGGGCGCAAUUAAUUCGCCUCACCUGUUGAUGUUGUCCGGAAUAGGGCCUGCCGAUAAGAUACGUAAGGCUGGUGUCAAAAUCACCAAACACAUACCCGGUGUGGGGCAGAACCUGCAAGACCACAUUGCGAUGGGCGGUGUCACAUAUUUGUUCGAUUCACCUGAUGAAUCCAACCCCCUCGGUCUGGGCAUAGUCUUGCCGAGAGUGUUGACUCUCAAUUCAUUAAUCCAAUUCUUCCGGGACAAAAUGGGACCUCUCUACAGGAUACCACUCGGUGAAGUCAUGGGUUUUGUAAACACUCGCUACAACGAUGAUAUCGACUGGCCGGACGUUCAGCUGUUUAUGGCAACUGCCGGAGACAACGACGAUGGGGGUCUUUUGAACAAACGGGAUGUGGGUAUCACCGACGCGUAUUACGAGCAAGUUUUUGAACCCAUACUAUACCGAGACGCUUUUACGAUAGCACCGCUGGUUCUGAGGCCACACAGCCGAGGCUACAUAGAGAUCACAAGUUCCAACCCUUACGCGGCGCCGAAAAUCGUGCCAAACUACUUAAGCGACCCGCGGGACGUCAGAACCAUGGUGGAGGGUGCCAAAAUUGGAUACGCUAUCAGCCGUACAGUGGCCAUGAGCAAGAUAAAUACCACUUUACAUAACAUCCCCACGCCAGGGUGUGAGUGUUACGAGUUUUUGUCCGACCAAUACUGGGAAUGCCAGGCCCGUCACUACACGAUGACCAUUUACCACCCAGUCGGCACGUGCAAGAUGGGCCCGGUGGACGAUGAGUAUGCCGUGGUGGAUGAGCGUUUGAGGGUGAGGGGCAUCAGGGGCUUGAGGGUUGUCGACGCGUCUAUAAUGCCUACGAUAGUUAACGGAAACACCAACGCGCCAACGAUUAUGAUCGCGGAAAAGGCGUCUGACAUGAUCAAGCAAGAUUGGGCCGGACACACGCAAACAUUUAAGGCACGGUAUGUCAAGAAGACGGUAAUGAGAUGGUGGUAAGCCAUUGUCCAAACAUUGAAUAUUGGGCCAACGUGAUUGAAAGAUAUAUUUAUAAAAAUGGAAUUUAAAGCAUGAAAUUACUAUCGAUAUUUAUAUUGUCUACAUACCGAACCGUUAAUCGCGAUUACCAUAGCAUAAUAUUGUAUAUGUACCUAUACCUACCAAUUAAUACGGAUGCAAUUUGUAUUGUUCAGUUACAUAUUAAUACAUUUUUACUAAUUAUUCAUAUAAUAUGAUAACGCCAAGUGUAUAACAUCUGUAAAUCGUAUAAAUUUACGCUUUUUAUUAAUAUCAUUAUUUAUCUCGGACACUGAGGUCGUCAGGGAUGAUUUAAAAAAUAUAAUUUUAGUGAAUUAUUAUUUUAUACAACUAAUAC